This is a messenger RNA of Penicillium diatomitis, 2025 nucleotides long. It is a transcript of the gene lcb2, whose product is annotated as putative serine palmitoyltransferase 2. Gene Ontology annotation, molecular function: pyridoxal phosphate binding; serine C-palmitoyltransferase activity. Gene Ontology annotation, biological process: sphingosine biosynthetic process; ceramide biosynthetic process. NCBI's taxonomy places the organism in Eukaryota, Fungi, Ascomycota, Eurotiomycetes, Eurotiales, Aspergillaceae. The record is from RefSeq and is a predicted model, not a curated record. Gene Ontology annotation, cellular component: serine palmitoyltransferase complex. The transcript has a single exon. Bases 1 to 2025 code for a protein of 674 amino acids.
AUGCAUCGCCGGUUCAGCACCAAUUCCUCCAACGACACCUCCUCGAGCCCACCGUCUUUCUCACCAACCACGGGAAAGGGCGCCCUUGCAACUAAAGCGCCCUCAACCAAGACGAAUCGUUUUUCCCUCCUAUUCUCAUCCUCUCCUAAGAAACACGACAACCAGCCCUUGUCAACAGGCUCACAGUUCGCCGGAGCCAACAGUCACAGCAGCUCUCCGCCGAUCAGUUCGGCAUCUCUGUCUCUACCGACCAUCUCGCUGUCAACUGCGAUGGCGGAUAAUCCCGCGUCGGAGCAAAUGCCGACUACUCUCUUUCAGCCUCCCUCUCCGGAGGAGGCACGCCGACAAGCGAAAGCCCAUGCCCAAUUCGGUGUCAUUGGUCAUCCAAGCCAUCGUUACACCAGUCGACACCCUGGCGGUGACUUUCCUGAACCAGUGAUGGACGAGCCUCCCUAUUACUACCUUCUUACCACCUACAUCAGCUACCUGAUUCUCAUUGCCUUCGGCCACGUUCGCGAUUUCUUUGGCAAACGUUUCCGUGAAGAGAACUAUCGACACUUGAAGCCUCGUGAUGGUUACGGUGCGCUGAAUAGCGACUUUGACAACUUCUACGUCCGUCGAUUGAAACUGCGCAUCAACGACUGCUUUGAGCGCCCUGUUACCGGCGUCCCCGGCCGUAUGAUCACUUUGAUUGAUCGCGCGACCGACGAUCAUAACGUGCACUUCCACCUGACGGGCACCUUCACUGACACCCUGAACCUGAGCUCGUACAACUACCUUGGCUUUGCCCAGUCUGAGGGUCCCUGUGCCGACAGUGCCGAAGAGACGGUUCGCAAGUACGGAAUUUCCACCCCCAGCACACGCGCAGAGGGCGGAACUCAAGAUCUUCACGUCGAGGUCGAGGAUUUGAUCGCUCGAUUUGUGGGCAAGGAAUCGUCCAUGGUCUUCUCCAUGGGCUUCGGUACUAAUGCGACCGUCUUCCCUGCUUUGGUUGGUAAGGGUGAUCUUCUGAUCUCCGAUGAGCUGAAUCACGCUUCGAUUCGUUUCGGUGCUCGACUCUCGGGUGCGUCCAUUGCGAUGUUCAAGCACAACGACAUGAAGGACCUCGAGCUCAAGCUUCGUGAGGCCAUCUCCCAGGGUCAACCCCGUACACACCGUCCAUGGAAGAAGAUCUUGGUGGUGGUAGAGGGUCUUUACUCCAUGGAAGGCUCCAUGUGCAAUCUUCCUGGUCUCGUUGCCCUGAAGCAUCGAUACAAGUUCAAUUUGUUUGUCGAUGAGGCCCAUUCCAUUGGUGCCGUUGGCCCAGCUGGCCGCGGUGUCUGUGACUAUUUCGGAAUCGAUACCGCUGAGGUUGAUAUUCUGAUGGGUACCUUGACCAAAUCCUUCGGUGCCAACGGCGGAUAUAUUGCCGCGGACAAGGUUAUGAUCGACAAGCUUCGUGCCACCAAUUCUGGCAUUUUUUACAGCGAAGCCAUUGCGCCCGCGGUCCUGAUGCAGAUCUCUUCCGCUCUCCGUAUUAUCAGCGGCGAACUCGUCCCCGGACAGGGCGAGGAGCGAUUACAGCGAUUGGCAUUCAACUCCCGCUACCUGCGUCUUGGCCUGAAACGCCUCGGAUUUAUCGUCUAUGGCCAUGACGACUCACCCAUCAUCCCCGUGCUCCUCUUCAACCCUGCAAAGAUGCCAGCAUUCUCCCAUGAGAUGCUCCGACGCAAGAUCUCCGUUGUGGUCGUUGGUUAUCCCGCGACUCCAUUGGUCUCAUCCCGCGCGCGUUUCUGCGUCUCGGCUGCCCAUACAAAGGAGGACUUGGAUCGGGUGCUUGCGGCCUGUGAUGAGAUCGGCAACGUCUUGCAACUGAAGUUCUCUACCGGUAUUGCUGGUGGCGCUAUCCCACCCAACGAGCACUCGCCCGAAGUCAACGACAAGGAUCGGGUAAGCUCACGCGGUGCCCAGCCCACACCCCCUCGUUGGCGCCUCGAGGACGUCAUCCGUCGCGGAGUCGAGGAUGUCAAAUCGCCCUUGUUCUAG